This is a messenger RNA of Protopolystoma xenopodis, 303 nucleotides long. NCBI's taxonomy places the organism in Eukaryota, Metazoa, Platyhelminthes, Monogenea, Polystomatidea, Polystomatidae. The record is from the annotation of a GenBank genome assembly.
AUGCAGGCCCAAUCUCUCAUUGCAAAUUUGCAUUUUCUCCAGCCUCUUGUCUGUCUUGAUGCUGCUUCAGAAUUGAUUCUCGAUUUGAUUCAUGUCGCCUGUCCCGAUCUCUACGCCUCUUCUCGCUCGCGACGAGUAGUGGCUAGAUUACCCGGUCUGCUGGCCUGGCUUUAUUACUUUCAUGAUCUUCUUAUGGCCAAGUACUCUUUGUAUUGGUUCUCUAUCCUCGAGCGUCAUGCUCCCAACAUCGUAGAGGCGAAAAAUUUCAUCAGCACUGAAAAUCCUGAUCUGGUUACUAAGUAA